Seminavis robusta is the source of this 1345-nucleotide messenger RNA. The record is from the annotation of a GenBank genome assembly. NCBI's taxonomy places the organism in Eukaryota, Bacillariophyta, Bacillariophyceae, Naviculales, Naviculaceae.
CUUGCUUCUUCGCCGAACCGAAGCAGAAGGCACGGAGGCAUCACAGAAAAAAGACAGAAGAGAAGUGCUUCCAUGGCACAUUCCCGACAAAACCAUUGCAACAACUUCCAAACCGCUCACCUUACCUGUACCAGUACAGUACGAGCUCUAACUACUAGCUGAAGAACCAAAGCCACCAUGACGCCCCGCAGCUCCACCACGAGAAGAAUCCACAAUGAACUAUCCCUGAAGAGACGGGCCCGAUGGAUCGUCGCGACCUUGCUGAUUGCCCACCAUUAUUCCUAUCCAAUGACAACACAAUUAUCAUCAUCAACGACUUCAGCCUUUGCUUUGGCACUUGGACCGAUUCGCGUGUGGCCGGGACGGAAUUCCUUUUGCUGGGAAGCCGAUGUCGACUGUGAAAGUGGCAUUGCGUCUUCCCGAGAAAUCAUGCAUUCAUCUCCCAAAAGUUCCAUUGCCAAACAUUUUCGAGGCAAAUCAUCUUCCUCCUCGACGUCGUCGCUGGAUCCGAGCCGUUUUUCGUCCCACUUGUCUUCUCCAUCACCACUUCCCACCACUUCGGCAGGCGUCCAAAUGUCCAUGUCCAGUUCUUCCUUGCCUUCUCCCGCUUCUUCUGCUGUACACGAUGUUUGGACCGAUGUCACGAAACGACUCGAAGAGUAUCCACAAUGGCUGGUACGAGGCGCCGUCACGUGGGGAUUGUUCCAUGCCGUGCCCAUUCCAGGAGGAGGAUUUUCACUGCAAGAUCGAUUCUUGGGCAUUAAUUUCCUCAUUUUUGGUCGACCUCAUGCCUCACGAUUUUCCUUUCUCAAAACAGUCACUAGCAAACACAAUGCACGCCUGCAAACACGAGAAGGAGAUGCCACCGUGACACUACCCAUUAUUGGUGGAGUGCUGGCUCUGAAAAACGGGUACGGCGACAGAGGAUGUCUGUGGUUCCGACUGCAACACAAUGAAGCACUGCAAGAAACCAAAAUGAUUACCGAAAUUCGGGGAUAUCAUCCCUUUUUGAUUGGUGACAAGCUUCCCAUUCCGUUCUUCCGAAAAAUGAUUUAUCUAUCCACCCAAUCUGUCAUUCAUGCCUAUGUCAUGUGGCGAUUUCAAAGGCACUGUCUACAUACACCAUACAAACCGACUCCCACGGAGGCUUCGCUCCCCAUGGACGGUGGAUCCACGGCAGUAUCCAGAUACACAAAUUGAAAUUCUUGGAAUGAAUCCUACUUUUUCAUGUAUACGACAAUUCACAUUUUAGAUCACUACGGAACUACGGAACUGUAGGUAGCUGCUCAUUAGAUUUUAAUGAAUAGGACUGCAUAAUAUGCCUUGACGGGUGGUUUUCCCUAAC